Schistocerca serialis cubense is the source of this 648-nucleotide messenger RNA. RefSeq lists its product as uncharacterized. NCBI's taxonomy places the organism in Eukaryota, Metazoa, Arthropoda, Insecta, Orthoptera, Acrididae. The coding region runs from base 1 to 648 and encodes 215 amino acids. The record is from RefSeq and is a predicted model, not a curated record. The transcript has 3 exons.
AUGACGAGCUUCACAACUUGGUCGACCAAUCAAAUUAGUACAGUGUACGAAAGACCAGAACAACAGCGAACACAAACAAGUUGGAACUGGAACAAGUGUCAGGCAUAUGGGCCUUGCUCAAAUAUCUACCAUUUGCUGCUACUGGGAGAUCCACAUGGCCCACCCAUUGGUUAUAAUGUUAUGACACAAAAUAGAUUUGAAAAACUAAAAAAUUGUUUGAAAGAAGUUCCAGAAGAACACAAUGGUGUCGAUGAAGUAAUGAUUAGAGCAGCAGGAAAAAAUGUAAAAAGAAAGAGAGAAUCAUGGAAAGGGCUCGCACGUGAAGUGGUCAUGAAAUCAACAGACACAUUGCCAGAAAACCACAAUUUCAAGGUAUAUGCCGACAACCUUUUUACAAGCGAUAUACUUGCUCAGUACCUGUUGAAUAGAGGUAUCUAUUUAAUUGGAACAGUAAGAGCAAAUAAGCUGAAAGGUUUUGACCUGCCGAAAGAGAAAGAUAUGAAGGCCAAAGGACGAGGCGCAGUAGCAAGCCUAGACCACACAGGGCGAUUCAUUGUAGUGAGACGGUAUGACAGCAAAUCUCUUACUCUGCUGUCGUCUUUCGCUGGUGUUGAGCUCCAGGAUAAGGCAAAUAGGUGGAACAAAUAA